ACUUAUAAAGAAUAUCGUGUUUCACUUUAUGACAUGUCUGGUUUGAAACCACAGAUUCUCCUUGGAGCUCCCAGCAUUGUUGUUUUUGGAAGUGAUCUGAAGGAACAUCAGUCUGUCACUAUAACCUGCUCAGCUCAUACUCCCUGUUUACCUUCACCUCCUGAACUCACCUGGAAUCUCAAAAAGGACACUCUCGGACAAAUACUGAAAAAGACUGAUGGAAGCUUUACAACUAAACUCCAGGAGACCAUCACUCUGUCAGACAAGCAUGAUGGAUACAACAUCAGCUGUACUGCUAGAUAUCCUGUGAAAGGAGGAUUCAAACAGGUAGAGUCAGUAAGGACUCUCAGUGUUUCAUAUGCUCCUAAAGACACCUCAGCAACCAUCAGUCCAUCAGGUUUGGUGUCAAAAGGUAUCAGGGUGGCGUUGAGCUGCUCCAGCAGAGGCAACCCUCCCAUUACCAGCUACACCUGGUUCAAGCACCGCAAACGUGGAGACAUUAAAUUAUCCGUGGCAAAGGUUUACAGCUUCUUUGCUACUGAGCGAGCAAACUAUUACUGUGAGGCCAAAAAUAUGCUUGGUAGUGAGAAAUCGAAAACCAUCUGUAUUGACAUCAUUGAUGCUCCUUUGACUCCCAGAAUUGAUAUCCCUUUUGGUGAUCUGAAGGAGGGCCAGUCUGUCACUAUAACCUGCUCAGCUUCAACUCCCUGUCCACUCUCACUUCCUGAACUCACCUGGAAUCUCCAACAAGACUCUCUCAGACAAACAGAGAAAAACACAGAGGGAAUCUUUACAACUAAAAUCCAGAAGAACAUCACUCUGUCAGACACACAUGAUGGAUACAACAUCAGAUGUUCCUCCAGACAUCCUGCGGCUGAAAAAAGCAACAUAGCAAAGACAGAAGUGACUCUCAGUGUUUCAUAUGCUCCUAGAAGCACCUCAGCAUCCAUCAGUCCAUCAGCUUUGGUGUCAGCAGGUAGCAGGGUGGAGCUGAACUGCUCCAGCAGAGCCAAACCUCCACCCAGAUUCACCUGGUUCAGGAACAGCAAACGUGGAUUCAUUAAAGUGGCUUCAGUGUUCAGUAUGAGCUUCAGUGCUGCUGAGCGAGGAGACUAUUACUGUGAGGCCACAAAUAGGCUUGGUAGUGAGAAAUCGAAACGCAUCUGUCUUGAUCUCAUUGAUGCUCCUUUGACUCCCAGAAUUGAUAUCCCUUUUGGUGAUCUGAAGGAGGGCCAGUCUGUCACUAUAACCUGCUCAGCUUUCACUCCCUGUCCACUCUCACUUCCUGAACUCACCUGGAAUCUCCAACAAGACUCUCUCAGACAAACAGAGAAAAACACAGAGGGAAUCUUUACAACUAAAAUCCAGAAGAACAUCACUCUGUCAGACACACAUGAUGGAUACAACAUCAGAUGUUCUUCCAGACAUCCUGCGGCUGAAAAAAGCAACAAAGCAGAGACAGAAGUGACUCUCAGUGUUUCCUAUGCUCCUAGAAACACCUCAGCAUCCAUCAGUCCAUCAGCUUUGGUGUCAGCAGGUAGCAGGGUGGAGCUGAGCUGCUCCAGCAGAGCCAAACCUCCACCCAGCUUCACCUGGUUCAGGAACAACAAACAAGGAGUCACUAAAGUGUCUACGGAGCAGGUUUACAGCUUCAGUGCUGCUCCUACUGAAGAAGGAGACUAUUACUGUGAUUCCACAAAUGAACUUGGUAGUGAGAAAUCGGAAAGCAUCUGUAUUGACAUCGGCGAUGCUCCUUUGACUCCCAGAAUUAGUAUCUCUACUUGGAAUCUGAAGGAGCAUCAGUCUGUCACUGUAACCUGCUCAGCUUCAACUCUCUGUCCACACUCACCUCCUGAACUCACCUGGAAUCUCCAACAAGACUCUCUCAGACACACAGAGAGAAACGCAGAUGGAACCUUUACAACUAAAAUCCAGAAGACCAUCACUCUGUCACACAAACAUGAUGGAUACAACAUCAAAUGUUUCACCAGACAUCCUGCGGCUAGAAAAAGCAACGCAGCAAAGACAGAAGUGGCUCUCAGUGUUUCAUAUGCUCCUAAAAACACCUCAGCAUCCAUCAGUCCACCAGAAGGUCACUGGGUGGAGCUGAACUGCUCCAGCAGAGCCAAACCUCCUCCCAAAAUCACCUGGUUCAAGAAAGGCCCGGAAAGUACCACUGAAGUAGCUACAGGCAACUUUCACAAGGUUAAAUUCACUGGUGGCGAUCAGUACUACUGUGUAGCUGCAAAUAAGCUGGGAAAACAGAAAUCAUCACCGAUCAAUCUCACAGUAAAAGGUACAAACGGACUUGGAACCUGGAUUCUUGCAAUAAUAGGGGCCGUGGGAAUGGUAGUUCUUGGCAGUACAGUCUUCAUCCUUGACACCUGGUUCAUUCACUCCUAAUCCAGUCAAGCUCAUGAGUUGUGUUUGUGUGAAGCAGUAAAAAUAAAAUGCUGCAACUCUCUCAGCCACUGAUUGGUGUAUGAAAUAGUUUCUGC
Xiphophorus hellerii (green swordtail) is the source of this 2498-nucleotide messenger RNA. Its product is annotated as hemicentin-2-like. Lineage: Eukaryota; Metazoa; Chordata; Actinopteri; Cyprinodontiformes; Poeciliidae. The transcript has 10 exons. The record is from RefSeq and is a predicted model, not a curated record. The coding region runs from base 34 to 2403 and encodes 789 amino acids.